AUGAUAAAAAAAUAUGGGUUGGAGGAAAAUGAAUGGGUUUUAAAUGAAUAUGAAAAGAGGAAAAGUUGGGCAAGCGCUUACUUGAGGGAUAAAUUCUGUUCUGGAUUUAGAACAACAUCAAGGUGUGAGGCGAUAAACAACUUCAUCAAGAGGUUUAUUUGCAUUCGCCAAAGUCUUGUAGAGUUGGUCCAAAAUCUUGAACAUGCUCUUAGGGACAAUAGAAACAAUGAAUUAGUUUCUCAAUUUAAGACGCUGUAUGGGGAGCCCGUUCUAACUACUGGGCUAGAAGCAUUGGAGCUUUCUGUUGCCAAUUUUUACACAAGGGAGAUUCUCGGAGAAGUAAAAAAGGAGAUUCAAGGAGUGGUCGCAUUAGAUGUAAUAAAUGCGGAAAACAUAUCAACCACUGUUGUGUUAAAAGUUAAGGAGUGUGAUAGGAGGCAACAUAUUUAUAACGUACUUUAUGAUCGCAAUACUGAAUGGUCGAAGGAUGCCAAAAAGUAUCUGGAUGAAAGUUCUGCUGGAGGCACUACGCAAGACAGAGAAGGAGAAUUUUUAAUGGACUACGGCGCAUUGUUAGUGGCGGCUACGUGGAUGGUAUUCUUAGGAGCUCAAGAUGGUCCUUCUUUCCAUGACACUAUGAAUGAAGUCUGUCGUUGGACCCAAACACUAGAACAAAAAUCUGGCUUGAAAAGACAAACAAGAGAUUCUCCCACGCCAAACUUUGUUGGUGACCCUUCGGUGGUCAAGACAAAAGGAGCACCUAAGGGGAAAAAGAAGAGGGGUAAACGGAGGUGCACUAAAUGCAAUAAUGAUGGCCAUGUAAAGAAUAAAUGUCCUGUGAGGAAUGAUGGUGACGAUUUGGGGGAUAAGACUGGUAGCGGUGCGCAAGCUAGCUUUGGUACCGAGGAGGAGCUUCUCAAGGACCCUAUGACUUCUCAAGAGACAUUAGCAGUGCCAAAUAUAGAAGUAAAUGCACCUGUGCAGCAAGAGUUUGGGCUAGGUGAUCCAGGAUUGAUUAAUGGCCAUGAGACUCCCAUCCCAACGUAUGAAAGUCAUCAGUGGCUAUUACAGAUUGUACAACUAGGACAUUAUUCGAAGUUCAAUGGGAUGCAAUAA
Arachis duranensis is the source of this 1116-nucleotide messenger RNA. RefSeq names its product protein FAR-RED ELONGATED HYPOCOTYL 3-like. The record is from RefSeq and is a predicted model, not a curated record. The transcript has 4 exons. Gene Ontology annotation, biological process: regulation of DNA-templated transcription. Gene Ontology annotation, molecular function: nucleic acid binding; zinc ion binding. NCBI's taxonomy places the organism in Eukaryota, Viridiplantae, Streptophyta, Magnoliopsida, Fabales, Fabaceae. Bases 1 to 1116 code for a protein of 371 amino acids.